This is a messenger RNA of Colius striatus (speckled mousebird), 2160 nucleotides long. RefSeq names its product extracellular fatty acid-binding protein. The record is from RefSeq and is a predicted model, not a curated record. NCBI's taxonomy places the organism in Eukaryota, Metazoa, Chordata, Aves, Coliiformes, Coliidae. The transcript has 7 exons. Gene Ontology annotation, molecular function: small molecule binding. Bases 157 to 702 code for a protein of 181 amino acids.
CGCGGCGCUUCCCUCCUGCCGGGCUGGGGGUCAGCCCUGGGCAGCCCCCGCCUCGCCCCGUGCCGUGGGGCACGCACAGCCCCGCCAGAGGGGAUAUAAAAGCCGCAGCCGCGCUGCCGGAGCUGCUGAAAGCGGAGGAGAGGAGGCUGCGGCAGGAUGAAGCGCCUGGGGCUGAGUCUGGGGCUGUGCCUGCUCUGCAUCCUGCACGCACGGGCUGAGCAGCUGCGAGCUGUGGGGCUGGACACGAGCAAGAUUGCAGGGAAAUGGCACGUUGUGGCUCUGGCCUCGGACUCUGAGGGCCUCCUCCAAAAGAAGGAGCAGCUGAAGAUGGCAAUGGCCACUCUCACAGUGCUGGGAGGGGAUGAACUCAAGGUCUCCUUUGCCAUCCCCACCCUGGAGGGAUGCAGGAGGUCAGAGGCGAUCUACCGGCCGACGGCUGUGCCAGGGGAGUUCUACAGCUCUGAGAGAGGCCCUAAAACCGUGCAGGUGCUGGACACGGACGGACAGACCUACGCUGUCAUCUUUGCCACCCGGGUGAAGGAUGGGAAAACCUACCACAUGCUGAGGCUCUACAGCAGAACCCCGGAGGUGAGCCCCGAAAUCACAGCACUCUUCAAGAAGUUUGCAAGGGAGAAGAACUACACUGAGGAGAUGAUGGUGCUGCUGCCCAGGCAGGAGGAGUGCAGCGUGGAUGAGGUGUAGGAACAGGUACAAAAAAGCUGGUUUCAUGCUGUGACUUGGUGAAGAGACGUGAGAUGUCACAGCCAAGGAUCUCUGGAACAACCAUUGUGGACAAGGCUGUGAUUUAUAACACCACCAAAGGAUCAUCCUUCCUGGAAGGAUUUCUCUGCUGGGGCUUUGUCCUCAGCCCAGUCUGGCUGGGAGAGCUGGGACAGGCUCCCAGCACCACCUGGGCAUGCCUUCCUUCCCCUUCUUUCCAAGGUAAUUUUGAUCCUGGAAGGUCUUUGGAUGGUGCCUUUCAAUGCCUCGUGCUGCGCCACCCUUUCUCCCCACCUGCCCUUCUUACCCUCUGCUCCUGUGUCCUGCUGUUUGCCUUCCAUUGCCCUGCUCUGGUCACACCAGACCCCUGGGACCAUCUGCUGCCAUGAGUGGCCCUGGGCAGUGAUUUGUGCUCCUCCAUAGCAGCUUUGCACAAGGCCACAAUCCUUUUGAGUUAUUUCCUAUGGACCAUCUGUUCUCCCUGAGGCUGAGGAGAGAGCCUUUGGCUGCCCAUGCUGUGCUCAUCCCCCUGGGCUGCUGCUCCUCCCUCCCUCCCUGCCCACCCCACUGCUGAGCACCAGGACAAGCCCAUGGCCCAUCCCUGAACACCCACGUCACACAGCCCAUCCCUAGCAUGGUCAGCUCGUCCAUGUUGCCUCUUGGAGGGAGCUUGCAGUGCCAUCUCAACGUGUUCAAGCCUCCUCAGGCUGGCACCCACCUCUUCUUUGCUCCUGGCAGGUGCUGCCACACUCACAGUGACAGCCCCAGAGAGCCCAAGUCGUGCUGGUAUGGCUCUGGGUGGGCAAGUGGUGUCUGAGCCACCCCAGGAGCCCCUACCCACCUGGGGACCCUCUACCCCACCCCAGGAGCCCCUACCCACCUGGGGACUCCCUACUCACCCCAGGAGCCCCUACCCACCUGGGGACCCUCUACCCCACCCCAGGAGCCUGUAGCCCACCCAGGGAGCCUGUACCCGCCCCAGGAGCUCCUACCCACCUGUUAGAGUUUUCACCCUCUCAGGCUGGUGGCAGGAGAACAGACACAACCUCCUCUGGAGACCUGAACAGAUUAGGAGGGGAGUUUGUAAAAUUGCUGGUUUUUUGGCCACUGGAGCUCUCCCAAUAAGUGCUGCUGGGAGGAUUUUAGCUGGGGAGGUGGGCACUGCCCAGGCAGAGCAGCAGAUGUGAUGGUGCCCUCAGUGAGCCUUACUUCUUUUCCUCAAUCAUUUCUCUGCACCAGAGCUUUGUCAGGCUCUCUGGCAAGAGAUUGAUUCCUAAGCAGAGUCCUUUCUGUGUUGAAACCCUGCAAAGCACAGCAGUAAUGCUCAGCUGUUUGCAUCUCCUGUUAAGUGGUGGCUAAUCUAGUCUGGGCUGGACUUGCAGAGGCUGCAGAGCCGGAUGUCUUCCCCUUAAUGCAAUAAAAUAUGUAUAAGUAGGAAAA